Molecule: messenger RNA, 1095 nt
Organism: Sinocyclocheilus rhinocerous
Lineage: Eukaryota; Metazoa; Chordata; Actinopteri; Cypriniformes; Cyprinidae
Product: interferon-inducible double-stranded RNA-dependent protein kinase activator A homolog
Exons: 8
Coding region: 73-939 (288 amino acids)
Biological process (GO): regulation of regulatory ncRNA processing; siRNA processing
Cellular component (GO): cytoplasm; nucleus; RISC-loading complex
Molecular function (GO): siRNA binding; double-stranded RNA binding
Source: RefSeq, a predicted model, not a curated record
AGUCAGUAUAGUGGACUACUAUUGGCCAGUGAGUUUGUCAAUCAACGUAGAAGCGGCAUACGCAUAGCAAUAAUGGCCGAUGCUCAAGUCGCCAUGGCUAAUCAGCGCUGUCAGGAGAAAACACCCGUCCAGAUCCUGCAUGAAUAUGGCAUUAAAAUGGGCAGCGCGCCCGUGUACGAGCUCAUCCAGGCUCAGGCUGAAGGAGACAUGCACCAGUCCUCCUUCAUGUUCAGUGUCACCAUAGGAGGCAUCACAUGCAAAGGUCGAGGAUCCACUAAAAAGGCUGCUAAACAUGAAGCUGCAGAAGCCGCCUUGAAAUUAUUGAAACGAGACACCCAGCCAAAUGAUCGGAGAGAUGGUCUUUCUCCUGAAGCCGGUGAAUCCAAUCAUGUAGGAGUCCUGCAGGAGCUGGCCAUGCAGAGAGUUUGGUGUCUGCCGGAGUAUGUGGUGUGUUUGGAGACAGGGCCGGAUCAUAUGAAGGAGUUCACAGUUACCUGUCGUCUGGAAGGACUGGAGGAGUCAGGCACCGGCAGCUCCAAAAGGCUGGCCAGACGCGCAGCAGCCGAACGCAUGCUGGGGAAACUACAGAGUUUGUCCGGAUCUCCCGAGAUCACGUGGAGCCCACCUUCUCGCGUGUAUGUGGAAAGCUUACGGCAGGCCACAGGGGAGAAGAUUUCCCUCCUGAGGAGGACGCCGCUCAGCAUCCCGAACACAGACUACAUUCAGAUGCUGCUGGAGAUCUCACUGGAGCUGGGCUUUCAGGUCACAUACAUAGGCAUCGAUGAGCUGACAGUGAACGGCCAGUACCAGUGUUUGGUGGAACUGUCCACCAGGCCGGUGACGGUGUGCCACGGCACCGGGAUGACCAGCAGUAACGCCCACAACACCGCAGCACAUAACGCCCUGCAGUACAUCAAGAUGGUCGCAAGUAAACUCUAACAGCAGGUCUGGGAUCUGUGUGCACAUGAAUUCUGACCUGCAUAGCAACUGACUCCGAGCCUGUUUCACACAGCACACACAAGCACUGCAACCAAUGACACAUUCUGCUGUAAGAGACCCGACUCUGCAGAAAAGAAAUGAAAUUCUGGUUUACAA